GCAUUAAUGAUCAAAUAACCAUCCAUUUUUAUAAUAUAGUUAUAAAAUCCAAACAUAAAUCCUCCAAAGCAUUACCACUCGUCAAACCUCAAACCCCACCACGCGUCGUUUAAUCCCUCCCCUCCUUUCCUUCCUUAUGACACACGUCAGAAGCACCGCUGCAUGCGCCUCAGUCCACUCAGGCAUAUAACUUCACUCCCACAAUCCAGAUCUAAACAACUAUAAACAAUCCACACAUGGCAGAUAACAGUCGAGGACGACAUCGCUGGGGCCAACUACAGCAACAGCAACAGGUCCAGUAUCCUGUUUCUUACCAGAUCAUGAAAGCGGCCGCAGUUGCAACGUUAGGUGGAUUGAUGCUGCUCUUUUCAGGUCUAACCCUGACCGGCACGGUGAUAGCGCUCGCCGUGGCUACGCCACUUCUUGUGAUCAUCAGCCCGGUGCUCGUGCCAGCUACAAUCGCCGUCGCGCUAAUCGUCGGCGGGUUUUUGGCUUCGGGAGUGUUUGGCGUUGCGGCGAUCUUGGUGCUUUCUUGGAUGUAUAGGUAUGUUACGGGGAAGCGGCCCGUGGGCGCAGAUGAGAUUGAUAAAGCUCGGGUUAUAAUCGCGGCCAGAGCUCGCGAGUUUAAGGAAUCGGUGCAGCGGCGCAUCGAGCGGGCCACGUCUUAAAAACUUGUAUAUGUUGAAUCGCUCUGCAUUUUAUUCUUUUUUGUAAGUUUCCUUGGCCGUCGAUCUCUCUAAUUGGAGCGUUCCCGAGCAAGCGUCUGGUGGGUUUGGCUUUUUAGAUUUUGGAUAUCAAUCGAAAGGUUGUUGCACUGACGGCAAUGCAAUGUUCCAAUUUUUAAAAUAGUUUAAUUCUGAGGCAUAUACAGACAUA
Phalaenopsis equestris is the source of this 876-nucleotide messenger RNA. Its product is annotated as oleosin 16 kDa-like. Gene Ontology annotation, cellular component: monolayer-surrounded lipid storage body; membrane; extracellular region. The transcript has a single exon. NCBI's taxonomy places the organism in Eukaryota, Viridiplantae, Streptophyta, Magnoliopsida, Asparagales, Orchidaceae. The record is from RefSeq and is a predicted model, not a curated record. Gene Ontology annotation, biological process: lipid storage; sexual reproduction. The coding region runs from base 237 to 668 and encodes 143 amino acids.